GCCCGCCCGCCGACACCCGCGGCGGAGGAUGGCCGAGGACUCGCCCAAACGGCGCAAGGCGAACUUCAACGAGGCGGAGACGGAGGUGCUGAUCGAGCAGGUGCUGAAGCACGAGCAGCUGCUGUUCGCGGCGGGACCCGGCCGCGCCUCCGCGGGCCAGAAGCGGAAGGUGUGGGAGCUGAUCCGGCACAAGGUGAACCCGGUGGCCGCCUGCCCCCGCGACGUGGAGGACCUGAAGAAGCGCUGGCGGGACCUGAAGCGCCGCGACCGCAGCAAGCUGUGCCGCCUCUCGCAGGGCUGCGGGCCGCCGGCGCCCCCCGCCCUCGGCCUCCUCCUGGCCCCCGAGGAGCUGCCGCCCGCCGCCGCGCCGCCCGCCCGCCGCCAGCGCCGCCCCUACGGCUCCCUGCUGCCCGCCGAGGCCGUGCCCAUCGUGGGCGGCAUCGACACGCUGGAGCUGCCCGGCGCCGUCGUGGGGGACAUGGGGUUUAAUGGCAGUCCUGGCCCAUCUCAUCAAUCCAGUCUUGAGCAGAUGAACCUCAAAGAAGAAAUAGUAGUGAAGGUGGUGGAGCCAGAAGAAAGCUCUGAGGACAUGGUAUUGGUUCCACCUAGUCAAGAACAACUGCCUUUUCUGGGGACGUCAGGGAGUGGUUCCUCUGGGAAAGUAAAAGCCAAAACAAAAGGCAGGUGCCAGGCAGACCAAAAUGAAAUGACUGAAGAGGACCUACUGCAGAUUCAGCAGACCCAAAUACAGGUGAUCCAGUCUGGCUUUGACAGUGUCAACCACAAUCUUCGGCUGCUGCAGCAAGGCAUGCAAGAUCUGAAUAACAGCAUCAGCAUCAUGGCACAUACGCUGGUUGCUAUCAAGAACAUCUAUGUGAAAAACAACACUGGCCCAACCACACAUGCCACUGCAUCUACUCAGACCACAGCUGGGUACCUGAGCCCAGGAUCCCCCCAGCUCUCCCCUGCUAAGGACAGAGCUAGAGCACAGGUAGCUGGAAGCAGCAGCAGAAGCAGCAGCUGCAGCUCCAGUUCCAUGUCACAAGAACCAGGUCCUUCCGAGUUUCCUAGGCCCCCCCUGAGAACCAUUAAGAAAGAACAUCCAAAUGGCUGCUACUACUUCUGCUUUGCAGAUGUGUAAAAACUUGAAUAGAUGUAAAAUGACUGUGUUGUUGGGUGCUGAUGUAUGUUCUGCUCCAGCCUGUGACUUUGAAGGAGCAAAGUGGACUUGCCUCCCAUGUUUUUCCCAGUGGGAAACAUUUUGCUAUAGGUGGCAUUAAACACUAAUUACCAGUCUCCAGUUAACUGUUGCAGUUGGCUAAUAAAUUUCUUCUCUUCUCUUUAUCCUCUUAAAAAAAACCACAUUUAUUUUGAAUAAGACUUUUGUCUGUAUCAUCCCUUUGUUUAAUGUCACCUUGUGAAAAAUAAAAGGCAUGAGAGUGGGGUAAAAAAGUAACAUUAUGGUUACUACCACCAGGAGCUAUCUUACAGAAGUUACUUUGGUUUUGGAUUAAACAAGCCUCAGAAGUAGCUGGCUUUUUAAGAACUACCCUUCUCUAAUAGUUAUGCUUGUGGGUGUUUGCUUGGUUGUUGUUGUUGAGGUUUUAGAAGUCUGAGCUGUGCAAGGCAUCACAGGAGGAGUUUGAGAUACUUGCUUAUUCUAGGAAUGGUUUAGCACUGAGCAUUCACUGGCAUUCAUGAGUGUCCUCCUCAGAAGUCAUACAUUGUUCCACUUGGCUGUUGUUCAUUCCCGGCUCGUCAAAUGCACCUUCUCUUCAGAGACAUUGUGUUUUACUGCACUAGCAGGGUAGUCUCUUUUUUAACCAGUCACAUGGUUAAAAUAGAGAAAUACAGAAAAAUGAGGAAUGGAUGAGAGAUGCCUGUUUCUGCCAUAUAGGUUAUAUGCAGGCUGUAUCUUCAUCUGCUUUUGUAAGCCUUGUGGAAUCAGUACUACAGUGUUUGAAAUACAGAGGACAAAAAGCUUUGUAUUGUUUUACAUGAAAUGGAAGUCAGAUUUGCUGGUAAAUUACAGGAGGCAGGGGCUCACUUCAUUCCAGACAAAUGCUCCUGCAUAGUUUAGAAAGCUUUCAUUAUCAUUUCCUUUCUCAUAACUAUAUAGCCAAGGAAGAAGAAAGAUGAGGAAGAGUUGGAGCAAAAUGUAACCUGGUGUCAACUCUGAAACAAGCAAAAAUAAUUUUAUCUUCAUGCCAAAAAAGAAAAAUUGCCAUUUAGUAGUUAGAUAGGGAAAACUAUUGUCACUGGCACUAUUUUAAGUUGUGUUUCAGGCUUAUAUAUUCAAGCCACUCUACUUUGCACAAUUCAGAAGUAGCAGAGGUGCAAUGUUCUUGUAUCUGGCGUCUGUACCAGAGGUCAAAGAAAACCACUCUCACCUGAAAUUUUGUCCAAUGACUUCAAAAAUCAAACAGGUGCUCUUAAGCAUUUAUCACCAACAUUUAAAAAGGUUCUAGAGAUAAAUUUGGCCUAUAGCAAUGACUAGCUGCUUCUAGUGUUACAGUCAGUUUGCACAAGCAUUCCUGCUGCAGGAAUUAAGCAAAUACAAAUAAGAUAGAGAAUCACAAUUAAACUGCCCCUCUCCUAGAAGCAUAAGAAUAUGUAAUCAUAGCAUAAGGUAUGCCACUUUAUGCAGUCAGCUUUGACUGAACACCACCAUAUGAAAAUGUACUUAAUUUCCACCAUUACACCAUUUGGUGUACUGAAUUAACUCAUCUGCACUUCAAAAACCAGCCACUGCUGCCUACUAAAAUGUGAAAACAGGGUAAUCAGUUAGCAAGUGUUUCCUUUCAGAAUCACAGAUGUAGUAAAAUAUGAAAAUAUCUCACAAAAAUAAAAUGUAUACAUGUACAAUACAAUGUUCAAUGGGAUUAAUGCCUUGAAGAAGAGAAAGUUCUUUUUUCCAGGUUUACCUUAACAAAAGAAGAUGGUAUGGGUGACAGGUAUUAAGAAAUUGUUGAGUUUAAGAAUGGUAAAGAAUCCUUCUAAAUCACAUUUUUGUUUCUAUGUUGUUAAAAGCUUUCCAGAUUAACUUGUUGGAAGCAUUAUUUCUCCCCCAUCAGUACAGAUGGGCUCUCUUGAGCAGGGUUUUCUGUAACUAGUUUUCAUGGACACAAGGUAAUUCAUGCUAUCAUGACAUUCCUGGUAGAUUAGCGAAUGCCAUCUACCUAGUCCUUCUGGGCAGCAGUUUGAACUUGUCCAGGUUGCAACUGGCAGUUCUUACCCAUCUUUCUCUUGAUGUUUCAGUUCUUUUUGCAAUUGUUAAUUCUUGAAUUUCACAUACUACAGCAUUUCUUGGGAGAGGUGACUUGUGUCUGCUUUCUCAUGUUCCAGUACUGAUUUUAUGUGAGAGGCAGCUACAGUGUGAGUAGAGAAGUGCAGCAAGAUCCUGUGAGCAGAAGGGGCAGAUUGGAUCUCCUGUAUGAAUGAAGACAAGCCAGGCAGUGCUAAAAGACACUGUGGUGGUCAGACAACAGCCAGACCUCAACAUCAACGUACCACAGCAUGUUUGUUCUGAUCUUGCUUCUUUCCCUGUGUUUCAGUUGUACCGCUAAAAUAUACUGGAGCCAGACCGAAAUCACUCUUCCACUUCUGACACAUUCUAGAUUUACAUAUUUUAAAUACAGAAGGAAACUGAGCUACCUCUCAUCACUACAGAGUGGGCAAAAUUUUUAUUUUCAUCAUCAAAUUAAUACAGUAGGUUGCUUUACACACCCUUUCUGUGAUCACAUGCACCAUUCAGAAGCCAUACCAUUAAGUUUCUGUCUGCUCUUAAAAGAAGGUGAAACAUAAUUUUCUUGGUCUGUUACUGAGUAAAUGAAUUCCCAGUUUGUUUCCUGUGAAGCUAUCCAGGCUAUUUGUAUAAAUGACAAGAGCUAAUGACCUGGUCAUGAAGCUUAAUGAAAAUAUUGCCAAUUAUUUGAACAAAGGCAGAGCUGGCUUUACAUUUACCUGAGUGCAUGGCAUAACAGUGGUAAUACUGAGAAAGAGAUCCAGGGAAUUUUCUCCAAUUCUUCUGGACUUCCCUAAAAAACUUGUCCUGCUGUGCAAAGUGCUGCUGUGCACAGUUACUAGAAAAAAAUAAAAGGGUCUUGGAGGAAACUAGAGCAACUGGUAGCUUAACACUGCCUUUUCACCAUAGCACUCAGAUUCAUUCAUUCAUUCAUUUCUCUGCUAUCUGCUGCUUAAGUUUAUUGUACAGAGGGAGACAAGUUUCCUCAAGAGAUUGUAAAAGCUUAGUGACUACAUCCAGACAGCUGAUUAUCCCCAAAAGAGGUCAAUUAUAGUGACCUCUGACUAAAUAAAAAAAAUUCAAUUUUGAAGGGAAAAAUGCCAUUAGCAGCUGGCUUUUCAGGACCACCAUAUUGUUACUUAAAUUGACCUGAUCUGGCUGUGCCAAUCAUUUAUUGUUUAGAUGAACACAGACAGAAGGGAUAAGAAUAAAUAAAAAGUCAUGUUUCUGAGGUGGCCUAUUUGGAUUUUUCUGCAGUUAUUAAUAUACCACACAUGAACCUACUAAAUCAGUUAAACUUCCAUUGAUCCAAUCAUUUCAAUUUGCAAUAUGAACAUCUGAUUCAUGUAGUAGUACCAACAUACGCUUGUUUUUUACUUUCUUGAAACAGAGAAAAAAAAUAAUCACUGCUGAAGCACUUUAUCCAUUUAAAUUACAGGGUUACAGUAGUAAAAAACACUGAAAAAUAUUUCAGCUACAGCUUUAUAAGUUAAUGAAUCGUUAUACAAACACAAUCAAGAAUUGAAGUUUUGCAUGCUGAAUGAAUAUUUUAUUUAGAACCAGUUUAUAAAAAUAAAAUACAAAAUAAUUUGAAAACAAAACUUAAACAUUGUACAAAGCCUUGAUAUGGUACAAAUGAGAAAAUAAAUAAUUACAGCUUUAUGUACAAAUGACCAUUACAAGGGCAUUAACUCUUUAUGCUCUUGGGUGCCUGAGCAAACUUAAAUGAAAAGAUGGCUUAGAGGAUUUCCAAGGAGGGGAAGAGAAUUGCAAUUACUGAGUAAGAGAAUCUGAAGGACUCAACAUUUGUCUUCCUGAAUGGUAAAAAACAAUCUUUGAAUACUUUCCACUUAAUUUAAUCACACUGCAGACUUUACUGUCGAGUACUUGAUUUCUUGUGGGGUUUACAACAUUGUAUUUUUAAUUAAUACACAGAUUUAAUUCUUUGUGGUAUUGCCCAGAGAUUUUAGAUUAGCAGCCAUUGGUUGGCCACUUCAAAAAGUCAGUACUUGUCUGAAGGCAUUGCUGGUGAUUUCCUUAAUUUACUAGUUUGGAUGUUCAUAGGAAAGCAUUUGAAAACUGGCAUCUGUUAAUAACACAAGCACUGCAAUUUGAGUCUGGGCUGACUCUAUAGAAAAGAAAGUUAAAAACUGGGGAAGAAUUUCCAAUUUUGCUUUCUCGCCAAUGAAAGUGAAGAGGAUGCAGAGAAGGCUGCUUGGCAAAAAAAUCCAGAUCUCCAGUCAGAAGAAAAGUAUAUGAAAUUGUCAAAAAAAUCCUACUUCACUUUGCAUCAAACCUUUAUGACCAUGCCUGCCAUGCAGGAGAUACUGGUUUAAAAGGAUUUAAAGCCAGGCAGACCAAAUUAAUUACAUUGCAUCUUUUGGAGCAAGCUGUUCUGCUGUUACCAUAGGCCCUUUACAUAAAAGGUCAAAGAUCAAGUGAUCUCAAAACAAACAUCAAAUUAAUUCCAGCUGAAUUCCCACAGACGCUUGUGGAUGAUGGGGGCCUCACAUGAGUAGCCCACUUGGGGUACUGUUUUAAAAGAAACCACAUCGUACUCUUGGCCAAAGCUGGCCCUGAACAGUAAUUCUGACAGAAAAGGAGUGAUCCAGAGGAAUGUCAUGUCAUGUAAUAAUAGUAACAACAAUAAGAAAAUUAGCAUUUUCCAAUUUAAAGUACAGCAACAGCAAGUUUGAUAUUUAUAGAGCGAGUUUAUCUUUUCAGUCCCUAAUCAGGGGAAAGAGCCUUAACAAAACAGGACCCUAUAAUGAUUUUAAUGAAGUUGCACCUGCACAAGAACAGCAAGAACUCCCAUGGGUCCAAGCUCUUCAUGUAGGGGAGAAACAGGAGCAUAGCAUUUGGGUUUGUCAUCAUUAUUGUUGAGAGAGAAUGUGUUAUCACCAAUGGAGAGUAAAAUCAGCCUACCUGUUCAAACCUGAAUGGCAAGAGUCAUUGCAAAGUUAAUACACCAGUCUUUGAAACAAUGGACUCCUGUACAUUUUUCUUUAAAAAACCCAACCAAACAAAAACCCCUCCUUAAAGAUAUAUAUUUAAAAGCCUGAUUAUUUAAACCAUAUGAAAAUGAGUGAUAAAAACUUUUUGGCAUUUGACAAUAUCAUAAGAUAAUUCCUGACAAUUAUAAUAUAAUCCAAGCUGAUUUUAUAUAAUUUCUCUUUCACAAAUAUUAUGUGUAGGGAAAAGGAACACUGGCUUCAAGUAGACAGGUGAGGUAUUCUAAUGUGAUGUGCAUGUUUAUGCAAUUUGAUUAGCUAAGAAAUGUAUGACAUAUGCCUGUGUAUUGCAUGUAGUCAAAACAUUGAACCUCACUUCCUUUUACCAGCAUUCCUGGUAACCAAAAAUGGUACUAAUUACAACCAAAGACAUUUGAGCCAAAAGCAAAACAGCAAACAAACCAAAUCAAUUCACCGCCAGCUUGAUUAGCUAAAAGAAGUUGAAUAAAAAUAUUAUGUCCUGUUGUAUAAUUUUCAGAAAGAGGAAUCAAAGAAUCAUCAAGGUUGGAAAACACCCCCAAGAUCCAAGUUCAACUGCUAACCUAGCACUGCCACGUUCACCAUCCAACGAGCACCCAAAGCUUUCACCAGUUGAAGAGAGGACUCAUGGUUAAAAGUCAAGGCCUUUAUCCAGCCAACAGUUCUCUGACCACUCCUAAAAGUGGAAAAGCAUACAGAGAAUGCACCACAGCAAUCUUGGUGUUAACCUAAGCAGACCCUGACUCACUGAGAAUGACAAGACAGACAUGGCUCUUGUCACUUCACAGCAUCAGUCCUGCAUGUACUAUAAGCCUGUCAUGAGAAAGAGUUUAACUUUGAGCUCUCUUUUAUUCUCCUAUUCCUUUUCAGAAGACUACUCUCUCAUUUAAGAUAAAUAUAAAAAUUGGAGGCACAUAUAAUUCAUUUUCUAUUAGACCCUUUUAAGAAAUUGGAAUAAUUACAUUCUUCUUACCAGAAUUUAUGCCUCUAAGUGUUCCAUAAAAAUGUUCAAUUCAUUACAGAAAGAUUCUGUUUACAGGAAAAAGACUGUACGGUAAAUCUGGCCUUAUCUACAUUCUCAUCAAAGAGAAAAAAAAUUUUAGAAGCAUUACAGUCAACCACUGGAUAAUUAUUACUGCAAUAAGAAGGACUUAGAGGAGUUUUGCCCAAGUAGGACUAGAGGAUGAGGCCUUGUAAUAUGAAAAACACACAAAAUCAGAAUUAGGGCAUAGGGACAUUGCAGUAGAUGAAAAGGAGACCAGAAUAAAUCAAGGCAAAACAGGCCUUGGCUCACUCUGGCAAAUGAAUUCCAGUGAACAGGAUGGAAAAGCUGAGACUCUUCCUAUCUAUAUGUAUAUACACACAUAUGUAUGUAUGUAUAUAUAUAUAUUUCUAUAUAAUAUACAGUAUCUAUAUAAGUGUAUAUGAAGAUACACUUAGGUACAAAUGUGUAUUUAUAUAUAUAUAAAAUCAAAAUUGUAUGUUUUCCCAGCAAUAGUUAUUACCAUAAUAUUACAAAUCGUGGAUGAUAGAGCUCCAGCAAGUCUUUUUCAGAUGAAAAAUAUUUCAAGCUAUUUUUAAAUAUAUAGGACCAAAUCCUUUCUUAUACAUCAAGACUGUUUAGUGAGGUAUGCAAGAAAGCUUGAUCUCAAACAUGCAGACUUCAAGGUAAGAAUAUGUCCAGAUUUCCCAAGACAGGAUGUGGCUGGUGGCUGUAAUGAAUGCCUUGUGUCACUCUGCAGGGCUUUGCCUCCUGUAUAAUUAUAUAUAACUAGCAGUUAAGACCUCAUCUUGCUCCUGCCUUUGAGCAGUGAAAUUUUUUACGCUUAUUGAUCCUGCUCAAGCAGUAGAUAGGUGCUUAGCAUCAUACAACUUGCCAACGUUGCUCUAUUGUAUCACACUUUCUAUUAUUCUAGCAGGGUUUUACCGAAGUAGUAAUUGGCAUUUGUAAUUAAUAAAGAGGUUAAUUAAUAUUGAUUUUUGAGAUUGUAACUUAGAUUCAUUUUACCAUGCAAUAUUGUAGCACAAAAAUCUGUGUGAAAUGUUUGGUGAUUUCAAGUUCUAUUUUAGUUUAAAGGCUUCAUGCCUCAGUUUCUCUAAAAAAUGCUCCAAAGUGCUGGCCACAACACAGAAUACACCAUAAAGAGGAAAUGAGCGUGCAGCAUCUGCAGCUGCUACAUGUCAUGGCUCCAUUGCACUGCCCGCCAAAGAAAGGGAGAAGACAAAGCAACAGCUCCUUGAAUUUUAUUAUUUCCCAGCUAAUAUUCCUAUAUAAACUGCUGUGUGCUAUGCAGAGUAACGGCAGAUAUUUUGUACAAUGGAGAAAAAUCUUCCCCGUCCCUGAAAAUGUGUUGCAGAUAACCUGCCAUAAACUAUUCACACACACUCUGCACAAGGGUCACAAACAUGUACAUUGGUGGUUUUCUGCAGAGCCAUUUCCACAUUCAAAUACUGAGGCUUACAGAGUCCUUAAUGAUUAUAUAGGCCCUCUAGAAAUAUUAAGCUGAUAUUUAUGUAUGAGUUGAUCAGCUGACCAUUACUUAAUAAUAUUAACCGAUUGCUAUGUUAGACUACAGUAAGCAUUUCUGUAAACUUUCGGGAGAAAGGUAUCAAGAAACAAAAAACUCAAGAAGAGCAGGUAGUUCAAGCUAAAUUAUUCACAAUUGCUCCUCCAUUCACAUCUUCAUGAUUUUCUCCUUAGAUCCUGUUAAAUCUACAGCAAAAAAGCAACUGGGGGUAUACAGUCCUUCUACCUUUUCAUCACCAAAAGAAGCCUGUGUCACCAAUCAUGACUGAUUUCUCUUUUUCUUUUUGGCAUAGUUUACUAUUUUUACAUUGGCAAAUAGUUCAAGUAAGAGUGAAUUUCUACAGCAUUGGUUUAUUUUACAUAGUAAUGUCUAACAAUGGACGAGUGUGUACUUUGAAGACAACAUAACAGAGGUGUUAUAUGCUUUCUCACCUGUAAAGCAGUUACCGUUUCUGGAUCCUGUUACACUGGAGAGAGAAUAUAAACACCUCAACUUCAGCAUUUUCAGGCAACGAUGCAUAAAGUUAGUACUUUUGAAAACUGACAAUGUAAUGUAGGAAUAAACUUACAUGAUGAUAAUAAAUGCUUUUCAGAAAUAAGGAAAAAUAAUCAUGGGCUGCCACACCACCUUAACAAAUAAUUCCAGCAAGUGCCAAGGACAAAAACAUCACAAUGUGACCAAAUUCUUUUUUAUGGUAUACCAUUAGGAAACACAUAGAAAACAGAAAGGAAAAGAUGGAAUUUGUUGUUGUCACAUUCAUCCAUAGACUGUCACUGUUUCUGUAUGACAAGUAUUCACAAUUAAGAACUCACAUCAUGAAAUAAAAAUGAGCAAGACCUAUUUGUAAUAAAAAA
Messenger RNA from Motacilla alba alba, 9616 nucleotides. RefSeq lists its product as uncharacterized. Gene Ontology annotation, cellular component: nucleus. The record is from RefSeq and is a predicted model, not a curated record. Lineage: Eukaryota; Metazoa; Chordata; Aves; Passeriformes; Motacillidae. The coding region runs from base 29 to 1141 and encodes 370 amino acids. The transcript has 2 exons.